Messenger RNA from Fukomys damarensis (Damara mole-rat), 4367 nucleotides. It is a transcript of the gene Crppa, whose product is annotated as CDP-L-ribitol pyrophosphorylase A. Gene Ontology annotation, cellular component: cytosol. Gene Ontology annotation, biological process: isoprenoid biosynthetic process; protein O-linked glycosylation via mannose. Gene Ontology annotation, molecular function: D-ribitol-5-phosphate cytidylyltransferase activity. Bases 399 to 1646 code for a protein of 415 amino acids. The transcript is spliced from 10 exons. The record is from RefSeq and is a predicted model, not a curated record. NCBI's taxonomy places the organism in Eukaryota, Metazoa, Chordata, Mammalia, Rodentia, Bathyergidae.
GCUCUCCCGGCGUUUGACCUUUUAGGGAUGAACGCUUAGGGCCGCUCACUGUGAGACAGACUGCGCUAGUUGCCAGGUGCUGAAGGUGGAGACAGAAUUUAAUCCAAUCCUUUCAAUAGUACAGACUGAUUUAAGGAUGAAAUCGAGGCCAGUACACCUUUUAUUCUUUUAUAAAAGGGAGUGGAGGUAACUGGUUCAAGAACUGUGGGAGGCAGAGGGAAUGGUGUCAGAAGGGCCAGGAUAGAAGUAGCAAGGAGGUGAAAAGCAGGAGCAUGUUAUUUUUGCUUUGUUCUUAGCCCUGAGUAAUAUAAUGGGAUUUGUUCCCGAGGAGUGGGGAGUAGCAGAAUGAUAGAGGUUUGCAAGGUGAUUAAACUACUUUUUAAAGCCGGUGGGGAGCUAUGGUAGUUAAGUUUAUCUGGAUGGAGACGAUCUUUUUGCAUGAGAAGAUAAUGGCCUUUACAGGAAGGAGGCUUUUGUGGAACCACUGGACUUGGCAUGUUGUCCAAAAGGGCACCCCCGCCAGCCAAAAGGCCAAAGUUAUUAUAAGAGUAUGUUGGAUAAAGGACAUUGUUGUGGCAGUAACUGGAGAGAACAUGGAAACAAUGAAAAGUAUCAUUCAGAAGUAUCAACAUAAAGGCAUCUCACUAGUUGAAGCUGGAGUGACACGCCACAGGUCAAUUUUAAAUGGACUAAAAGCACUGGCCGGGGACCAGACUGACUCCAGACUCUCCAAGCCACAAGUUGUGAUCAUCCAUGAUGCCGUUAGACCAUUUUUUGAAGAAGAUGACCUCCUCAAAGUUGUCAGAGCUGCUAGGGAACAUGGGGCAGCAGGAGCAGUUCGACCUCUCGUGUCCACUGUUGUCAGUCCCUCUACUGAAGGUUGUUUAGACCACUCGUUGGAACGUGCCAGAUACAGAGCAAGUGAAAUGCCACAGGCUUUUCUGUUUGAUGUGAUCUAUGAAGCCUAUCAGCGGUGUAGUGACUAUGACCUGGAGUUUGGAACUGAGUGUUUGCAGUUGGCUCUAAAAUAUUGUCAUACAAACGCCAAACUUGUAGAAGGAUCUCCUGAUCUCUGGAAGGUGACCUACAAACGAGAUCUGUAUGCGGCUGAAUCGAUUAUUAAGGAGAGAAUUUCACAAGAGAUUUGCAUAGUUAUGGAUAUGAAAGAAGAAAAAGAACAUGUAGGUCAUCUUCUUGAAGCAGUGCUAAAAAAUGAAUUACACCAUGUAAAAAUGACAUCUGUGGUUCCAUGUCAUGAUGGCAGCAGUAUUCAGCACAUCAUCUUAGGACAAUGCUACAGUUUUGUUUGUAUGAAUGUCAUGACAACUGAUUUUCAAAACACCCAGAAAUUAUUGGGCAUGCUUGAGGAAAGCAACCUUUCCAUUUUAUAUCCUGUAGUUGUUGUUUCGGUGCAUUUUCUUGAUUUUGAACUAGGACCUCUCAGUCAGAAAAUGGAAAGCCUGAUGUGGAUUAGAAAAUUUGCAAUAGAAGUGAAAAAAAGAAAUAUUUUAUUAUGUGGCCUUCUAGUGAAUUACUCACAGGAUGAACAAAAGCUACAGGAGAGUUUAAAGCAAGGCGCCGUCAUAAUUGCUGCUUUAAUUAAAGAAAGAAAUUCUGCGCUUCUUGGCCAGCUGCUGGUAGCAUGAAGAACACAAGACAGAAAAUCACCUUUUGGGCUUCUGAAACCAUUUGCCUAAGUCUCUAUUGCAUUUCCUUCCCCACCCCACUCCCUCUUAUUAUAUGUGGGAAAAUGUUGAAGUUGUUAUAUAUCUUAUAAUUAUAGGGUGUGAUGCUUAGAUGAUAAGAAUAGAUAAGAGUAGAUCAGUGUUUGUGUCUGUUAAAUUGGGUAUGUCAAAUACAAAUUGCCUGAGAAGAGUAAGGAGGUGGACAGUAACUGCCUUCCCAUAAAGAAUCUUUUCAUAAAGCUGAAAGUCAAAUUGAAAUAAUAAUGGUGAGCCAUUCCUUCAAGAAAUGAAAGUUUAGAAAACUUCAGCUAUUAUCUUAACUCUUUAAUACAUCACAUUACAAUAAGCUAAUAAAUAAGGUUCUAAAAUGGUCCUCUCUCUAUAGGAUAUUUUCUCUUUUUCUCUUGUGCUGGAUUUUUCCAAUCCUUAAAAAAACAAUUCGUAGCAAAAAAUGGAAAUGCUUCAGAUAUUCUUACCGUUUGCCUCUCACUUCUCUAGAUCCCUAAGGGAGAUGUCAUCUUUUGCUUUUCUGUUAUUUUUUAAAUUUUAUGUUUUCCUUGGUUGAUGAAGGUAAUUUUGACUUACAUUGUUUGAAAGAGUCUGAAUAUUUCUAAAGAGUCUAAUUUUUAAAUAAGUUUAAAAGAUGCCUAGAGAGCUUCAUAAGAAUUCAGUUAUUUGGUUGUCCCUGUUGUGGUCUUCUGUGAGGACUGGAAUCCACAGUUCAGUGACUCUUGUGUUGUAGAUACUGCUCCCUUGUCAAAUCCAGUUCUUAUUCUAUCCAAUUUCCAUUUACACAUACAUCUUAGAUAUUAAUAUUUACCUUGAAUUUAAAUAUGACUUGUAUUUAGUCAUUAAAGAUGACCUUAUUCUGUAAGUACAUUUAUUUCAUAAAAUAGAUUAUAGUGCAUCACUCCAGGGCUUACCAUGUAUAUGAAAUUUGUAAAAGUUGCACCAAUUCUUUUUGUUUAAAGAGGGACAAUAUAAUAUCUAUCUUGUGGAAUAAUUCCUUAACAUAUUAAAUGAUUCUUCUCUAUAUUUCUCAAGUACUAAUAUAAUAGAGUUUAUAUUUUACAUUUAAGAAAAACAAGUAGCAUAUAAUGAGUAUGGAAUAAUUAUUGCAUUUCAUUCUUCUAAGUGAAAUGGGUUCUUUGAAUGUAGGCUUGGAUUUAACUUCCUGACUUCACCACUGUUACUCUCUCUAGGGAUGCUAGGAAACAUAAAUCAUUUAACUCAAAUUCCUGAGGGUGAAAGAAUGUGGGCAAUAUGUAGAUUUUGGUUAGAAUGUCUGCCUCUCUGUUGAGGUGGGCAGCUGCUCAGUAGAAGGCAUUAGGGCAAAUUCCACACACUGUGCUUGUUGAAAUCUUCAGGCAAAAAUGUUGUAAGACUUUGGAAGUGCUCAUAAAAGCAGAAGGGGAAAUGUAACUAAGGUUUUAAAGAGAGGGUGAAUGACUUUAGCAAGAAGGCAGGAAACUCAGUACAGCUGUGGAACAGCAAAAACACUGUACUUCAUCCAUGGGAUGUUAGCUGGGUCAGUGUAGAUUUCAGGUUAACAAAGGUGUAUUAUAGUAAACAAGAAUUCAUCCUGGAGCAGUUAAUGAUCAUGGAACUGAAAACAAGAGGAAGAAGACGAUGAAGAUGAAGAGGAGGAGGAAGAGGAGAAGGAAAAAACCCUCACAGUCUUCACUUUUUGGAUGAGGAAAUUGGGACUCUGGGAUUGCAUUUAACCUUCCCCAAGGUCAUGGGGCUGUGUUGUAGCAACAGGCAGGGCCUUAACCUCAGGAAGACUUUAUCUCUGUGUAACAGUGACUUCCAGCCAAGAUAUCCAAGAGAGAGGCUGUGAAAUGGAAAUCUGAAGCUCUAAGAAAACACAGAGGAAUGGACUGAGAGGGAGGGGCAGUGUGUCCAGUGACCAGAUGAAAAUCCUAAAGCUUCUGACUUUCUAGCCACCUGUGCAACAUGCAAACAUCUAUGGGCAGAGGUUAAGGGAAUCGAGAAAUUUAUUGGCCAAGAGAUAAAGAUAAAUUAUUUUACUGUUUGUAAGAGAUCCAGAAGUAACCUUACACUUAUGCUUUUAAUUACUGCUUUGCAAACUUAAUGCCUUUAAUAAAAAAUAUUCAUUGUCACUGAAUUUUCUUUAAAGUCCCUGGAGAAAGAAUAAUAUUUAUAUCUCAAGGUUGAAAUUGCUUCUGCUUUUGGCAAGUUUUUAGAAAGACUUUUAUUUCUAAAUUUAUGCUACUUAGUUAAAUACAGCUUAAAGUUAUCUUUUCAGGAAUUCAGCACUGAAGAGUGUGAUCAAUAACAUAUUGGUAAGAAGUAGUUUUUUUCUAUUAAAGCACUCAGCUUUGUAGAUGACAUUGCAAGUAUAUUUAUCUAUGGAUAAAAAUCAGACUCAUCUUUCAGGGUUCUUUGUUACUACAGUCAUUUAAGUCAUUUUGCAUUGAUUUCAUUGGAAAAUUAUUUUAUACUACUUUAUUAAAACUACCAAAUUUUAUUUCGCACGUAUAAAUGUAGUAAUUUAUAUAAAAGUCAAAUUACAGAACAUUUUCUUAUAUUAGAGAAAAUAUGGUCUUUCUAUACAAUGUCAUACUCCUGUGCUGUAAGGAAGGAUAAACUCGGGUCAUUUGUAGGGAAAUAGAUUUACCUUGAGACUGUAAUAAUAAGUGAAAUAAAUCAGACACUCAU